Molecule: messenger RNA, 3229 nt
Organism: Callorhinus ursinus (northern fur seal)
Lineage: Eukaryota; Metazoa; Chordata; Mammalia; Carnivora; Otariidae
Source: RefSeq, a predicted model, not a curated record
GGCCUCCUUCCUACCUGCUCACCCAGCUCGCCGGUGUGAGGACGCGAGGGUCACAGGCAGGGCUGAUGUUCUCUGGGUGUAUGUGUGGGGAGAGCCUGGGAGGGGGCCGUGUUCUGGGCUGGGCCCCUGCCAGCACACCCCCGCUCCCCCCGGCCCUGCGGCUCUGACUGCUGAUUGCAGGGGCCAGGCUGGCUGGCUGGGAGCUGGGCUUGGAGCGGGUUCCCAGGAAGGCGAGGCCUCCUGGGACCCUGUGUACUGGGGGCUCUAUCCACCCUGCUCCACCUCUCUUCCGAGGGCCUCGGGGCUGGCCCGGGCAGGUACAGCAUUGACUGUGAUGCCAGGCUCCACUCUUGAGGCUCAUCAUCUGGGGGGCACUUGCGUCCUUUACAUGGUGCUCCCAGGAGGCAAAGCCAGGACCCUGCUGGUGGCGUUAGGCCCAGACCCUGGGGACGGUUCUACCUGGGAGCAUCCCAGAGGGCCUCUUGGUGAGGGUGAGCGGGAUGUGGAGACAGCUCCCUGGGUGACCCUGUGCGGGCUCCUGGUCUCAGUGACUCAGUCUCCCCGUCUGCACAUAGCAAGGGGUGCGCCGGAUGACGGCAGCCUCCCCCAGCCGUGGUGAGGAUUCAGUGAGGGCCAGCAGUGUCUGGCACACAAGAACACACAAGAAGGUGCUCCGGAGUCCUUGGGCGUGAGGCUGGAGAGCUGGGCAGGGGUCUAGCAGGCCAGGUGAGGUGCUGGGCACUCACCCGGUGGGUGUCGGCCUCCGCAACCCACCUGCACAGGGACAGCCCCUUCUCAUUGGCAGCCUGGAGAGUUCUUCCUGCAGGCCUUUGCCUGUGCUGAGGCCCCCCCCCCCCCAGCACCCAGCCCUGGGUAGGCCCCCUCCUGCAAGAGGGGACGCUGCGGAGCCCCAGAGGGUGCUGGGGAGGGCGUGCACAGGGUUGAUGGGCUCCUGCUCCGACAGGCAGAAGGCAGAAGGCAGGCGCCUGGGCGGCAGGGCCCCGCCUCGCCAUGGUCUGUCGCCCUCCCCUCUUGCAUUUCCCCUUCCUCCUGCUGCUUCCUCUCCCCUGCCCGGCCCUCCGCAGCCCCUUUGUUUGCCUGGGCGCGCUGGCCGGCCUGCAGUUAUAUUUAGGUGGCAGGUGUGGGAGCCACAAGCCCGGUGGCCAGCCGGGCACCGGCCAUCCCGCCCACGUGAUGCCCGGUCGCUAUAAAUAGCUCCUGGGCCACGGGGCCGCCAAGCAUCCCAGGGAGGCCGGCGUGCCCUGCGCUCUGGGUCUCCGCCCCGGCCCCCCGCCUGGCCCCGCAUUGAUGGAGGCGGCGGUGGGACGCCUGUGCGUGUGUGCGUGAGCGAGUCGGGAGCCUUCAGCGCUGAGGACCUGUUCAGGGAUACUGCGUAGCAGAGCUAGGCCCUCUGCUGUUGCCCAUCGGGUCUCCCCCAGGUGCCUGGCAUCUGUGGGCAGUGAGGUGACCGGUCAGUCCUGCCGGGAGAGACGUGGCCUGCUGCUGACCAGCCCGGGAUUUAUGGAGAGGGCCUCGGGGGGCAGCUCUGAGUACUGCCAGGCCCAACAUCACUGCCACGCCUGCUGCUGAGGAGGCCCCCGUGCCUCUGGCCCUCACCAUUGCCCUCGCCCGCCGAUGGCCCCUGCUGUCCGGCCCCGGGCCGGCUCUGCCGCCUGAGCCCCCAGGCCCUCUCCAGGACUCGCAGUACCCCGAUGGGGUAACGUGACAGAGACCCCGAGUGUCAGAGCCGCCCGCCGCCACGGCUGCCGCCUUCCACCCCCACCCCCACCCCAAGGCUGCCCUGUGCGUUCGGUUCAAGUUCGGGUUUCGUCUGGUCCUUGAGGGUUCGGGGCCCACCUUUGAGCGCAGGGGGCCGCUCGCCCAUCCACCGAUGCAGACAGUGCUGGGCAGAGCCCCGGCGGCAGACUCACUGUGGGCUUUGUGAGGUUUUCUUGGCCGGGCUUUGGUUGUCCUUGUUUUUACUUUUGCCCCUCAUCGUUACCCAGCUCCCUGAGGCAGGGGUGUGGGCCGCCACUCUCCCCUGGGGGCCUUGUCUUUCCUUCUCUUUGUAAAGAGCUGAACCCCGCUGCUCAGCUCCCCCACCUCCCAGGUAUUUGCGCAGUGUCGGUGCAGGUGGGGCGGGUUGCCAAAGCGUUUUCUGUCGGACAAGCACAGGGAUCUCGGUUGCCUUGGGGCGUGGGGGGCUGGUGGGGGCCCUCCCUGGGUGCAGCCCCUCCCUGGGCCUCGCCCCGUCUUCGUCUUCGGAGGAGCAUGGCGCGGAUGAACCGGCCCGCCCCCGUGGAGGUGAGCUACAAGAGCAUGCGCUUCCUGAUCACGCACAACCCCACCAACGCCACCCUCAGCACCUUCAUCGAGGACCUGAAGAAGUACGGGGCCACCACUGUGGUGCGAGUGUGCGAAGUGACCUACGACAAGGCCCCUCUGGAGAAGGAUGGCAUCACAGUCGUGGACUGGCCGUUUGACGACGGGGCGCCCCCGCCUGGGAAAGUGGUGGAGGAUUGGCUGAGCCUGCUGAAGGCCAAGUUUUGUGAUGACCCCGGCAGCUGUGUGGCCGUUCACUGUGUGGCUGGCCUGGGACGGGCCCCGGUCCUCGUGGCACUGGCUCUCAUCGAGAGCGGGAUGAAGUAUGAAGAUGCCAUCCAGUUCAUCCGACAGAAGCGGCGUGGAGCCAUCAACAGCAAGCAGCUCACCUACCUGGAGAAAUACCGGCCUAAGCAGAGGCUGCGGUUCAAGGAGCCGCAUGCGCACAAGACCAAGUGCUGUGUCAUGUAGCCCAGGGGCUCCGAGCAGGGACCCUGUGCCCCGCUGCCGCCGGCUCGCCUUCUCUCCCGGGCCCUCGGCACCCCCCGUCCACCGGGUCCAGCUCGCCCUGCGUGCCCUGCCUGUGCCGGCCCCUUCCCCUGUCUCCCCCCGCGUGUCUCCAUGUGCCUGAGUCCGCAGCUCUGGGGACUCCCGCUUCCCUUUGUCCCCACGGCCCUGUCUCUCUGAGGCUUAGUGGGGGCCCUCUUGCCCCUGCCCGCCCACAGGGACCCCCGGGCAGCUUUCCUCUCAGGCUCAUCUGCCAGGGAGCAGGUGUAUUUUUCAGCCACUGGACCUGACCCUUCCUCCACGGCCUCUUGCCCUGACCUGUUCUUGGCACUUUCAGUUAUUGGGUCUGGAGACCGUCAGAUGUCCUGGGCGCUCGAAGGCAAUAAAACAGGACCCCGUG